Molecule: messenger RNA, 877 nt
Organism: Podarcis muralis (Common wall lizard)
Lineage: Eukaryota; Metazoa; Chordata; Lepidosauria; Squamata; Lacertidae
Source: RefSeq, a predicted model, not a curated record
UCCCACUUCUCGCUCGCUUGCAGUUGCUUCGUGCGGACGGAGCGGCGUAAUUCAGGGUACCGUAAUUCCCCGUCUCCUUUGCGCGCGCCGGCGGAAAAAGUUCCCCAGACCUCCGGCUCCUGGGCGGCGGGACGUGGAGCUGGGAAAGCGCGCUCUGAGCAUCACUCGGGCAGGUUUGGCGGCACAGGCAGAAAGGCAGAUGAACCAAUGUCCCAAACACUAAGCAAGAGGUAGCAUCCAGAGGCGCGAGCCAAUCUCACAAAAUGCGAAGCACGUGAACAACUCCGCUGGGUUAAAGCCAACAUUAAGUACACACACGUAAAUGGAAGAUCUGGAGACACGCAAGGCACGUCGGAUAGAGCAGAUGGUAGCCAAAUGGCUGCGGCGGUCACGGGAUCAUGCAGCCAGGGGAAGAGCGUCAGUGGGUGACAGAACAUCGGACAGCGUUAAUCAGCAUCCAACUCGUGUGAAGCUCACAGUGGAGGUCCAAAAAGAUGUGCUACUUGGACAUUAUGGCUUUGAAGUUUCUCAGCAUCUUCCCCUUCUUAUCACCUCAGUUGCUACAGGCAGCACCGCUGACGGGAAGCUUUUGCCGGGGGAUCACAUCAUUGCAAUAAACAACAAAGCAGCUGAAGAGGACGUUACCGGGGAACAAGCAGCCGCUCUUUUAAGGGAAUCAGAAGACACUCUCCAGUUUACAGUUCUCCGAUGCACCUCGGUAAAUUGCCUUCAUGUACCACCGGGGUUUGAAAUGCUCCUUGGGGGGGUCAGGGCAAACGCGAAGGAAGUCCUUCUCCUUAAAGUGCUCUUUGUGAAGUUCCCAGAGGCAUCAGGAGAGCUGUUGCAGGAAAGAACGCUGGUCAAAAUGGACGCCUGA